This is a messenger RNA of Sycon ciliatum, 3503 nucleotides long. RefSeq lists its product as uncharacterized. The record is from RefSeq and is a predicted model, not a curated record. Gene Ontology annotation, cellular component: plant-type cell wall. The transcript is spliced from 5 exons. NCBI's taxonomy places the organism in Eukaryota, Metazoa, Porifera, Calcarea, Leucosolenida, Sycettidae. The coding region runs from base 249 to 2948 and encodes 899 amino acids. Gene Ontology annotation, biological process: xylan catabolic process; arabinan catabolic process. Gene Ontology annotation, molecular function: xylan 1,4-beta-xylosidase activity; alpha-L-arabinofuranosidase activity.
CGACGGUGUAAUAUGUAGGACGCGGACAGCCUUGAUGUCUUGAUCAGUGCAUCGAGCCAGCGGGUUUUCUAGGCAAAACUUGAGAGCGAAGACGUUCCGGCGUUCAGAAUUUCUUCGACCAUAGUCUCAUAGAGGAAGAGCCAAUCCAUAAUAGCUAUUGACAGCUGGUCGUUGGGAAUUAAUUGAUCAUUUGUCAGCAUCGGAUUGGACAGUGGCUUGUUUCUGAGGAGCCGCGUUACCAUUACACCAUGAGUGGCAAAGCAGUAGGCGUCGUGGUCAUACUGACCGUUGCUGCCGCUCUGUCCCGCUGCAACCUGACUGAAGAUGUUCCAAACUUCACAAAUGUUCAACUGUGGGCCUGCGAUGGCGGAUUGCGACAGCAGUGGACGAUGCAGACGGGUGCGUAUCCUAAUAACACUGUCAAUAUGAAGCAGCUACCCAACAUGGUCUUCGACAUCAACGGAUGGGGAAAUAACUCUGGAUCGAACCUUCAGGUGUUUGGGAAAACAAACACAGCGUGGAACGAGCAGUUUCUCUACUUUGCAACAAACAAGAGCAUUGUAUCACUGAUGAAUCAGAUGUGCAUAACCGCUACCGGCGCAUCGAACACAACAGGAGCAAACAUCGUAAUGGAGCCAUGCAAGGCCAACGCGGGGAACCAGCAGUUCAUGUACAGCACACAGGACUCCAUGUUCCACUACGUUCCUAACAGCGAUCUGUGCAUUGAUGCUGGCACCAUGGUAAAUUGUUCUAUAGCGCCAUAUUCGGCCUAUGCGUAUUGUGAUCCAUCGAACGAUGUGGACACACGUGUGGAGGACCUGCUCUCAAGAAUGCAACUAGGAGAGAAGACUCAGAUGCUGCAGAACAACAAUCCGGGAGUUCCCCGGCUGGGUGUUCCACACCUUCGCUUUUCCGAGUGUUUGCACGGCGUGCUCAGUGGAUGUGGCUCAGCAUCGGGACCCGACAGCACAGGGUGUCCAACAUCCUUCCCACAUGCCUUGGGGCUUGGAGCCACGUUCAAUCGUUCUCUCUGGUCAAUGGCCGGACACACUGUUUCUACUGAAGCACGUGCCCUCAACAACCAAGGUGUCACGGGCUUGGCGUUCUGGGCUCCUGAUAUCAACCUGUUUCGAGAUCCACGCUGGGGUAGAGGUCAAGAGGUUCCUGGCGAGGAUCCAUUCCUAACGGCUGAGUAUGUGGCUCAUUAUUCCAGAGGUCUGCAAGAAGGCGUGGAUCCUAAAUACUUGAAGAUUGUUUCUACAUGCAAACAUUUCAGUGCCUAUGAUCUAGAGAACUGGGAAGGUGUCAGCCGUUUCCAAUUCAAUGCCAUCGUCAGUGACCGUGAUCUCGUCGAGUACUACUGGGUGCCGUUCAGAUCCUGCGUACAGCGUGCUCACGCCCAGUCAAUCAUGUGCUCGUACAACGCCGUCAACGGAGUGCCGAGCUGUGCCAACUCGCUGUUUCACAACACCAUUGUGCGCGACGAGUGGGGAUUCGACGGGUUCAUUGUGAGCGACUGCGGUGCCGUGGGUGGCAUUUCGUCAGGCCAUCACUACGCAAACACUUCAGAUGGCACGUGCCGCGCGGGAAUUCUAGGAGGCUGUGACGUGAACUGCGGCAGUUUCUACGGUAGUCAUUUACAGGAUGCGGUCAAUAACAAGGCACUGACCGAGGGCGAUGUGAACGUCGCGCUGAGACGUGUCCUGAAGCACAUGUUCUGGCUUGGCCUCCUGGACCCAGCUGAUGGUCAGUAUUACAAGACUUUGUCUUCGUCGGAUGUUGACACUGCAGAGCAUCGCAAGCUAGCACUCGAGGCAGCACACCAGAUGAUAACUUUGCUGAAGAACGACGGUGGAAUGCUUCCUCUCGAUUCGGAAAAGGUGUCAACUGUGGCAAUCAUCGGUCCCCAUGGCAACGCCACGCAGGAUCUGCUCAGCAACUAUCAUGGAACGAACAGCCUUGUUGACUCUCACUCCCCUCUACAGGCCAUCACCGCUAUGCUAGGGUCCGGGAAGGUCAAGUAUAUCCAGGCACUUGACACUGUCUCGUCAAACGACACGUCACAGUUCGCCGACGCCGUAGCCGCCGCCAAAUCCAGUGAUGUCGCCCUGGUCUUUGUCGGCCUGGACCAGCACAGAGAAAGUGAGGGUCAUGACCGGACCAUGCUGGAGUUACCAGGCGCACAAGAACAGCUUGUGGCGUCUAUCCUCGCUGCCAACAAGAACACGGUGGUGGUGCUGGUCAACGGCGGGCCUUUGGCAGUGCAGUGGAUUAAGGACAACAUACCUGCUAUUGUUGAAGCCUUUUACCCGGGAGAAUUGGGAGGCGAUGCCAUUGCAGACAUCCUCUUUGGCAAAGUCAGCCCAUCAGGAAGACUGCCAUACACGGUCUAUCCGGCUGAUUUCAUCCAGCGCAGUUACUUCAACAUGGACUUGCGUAAUGAUUCCGGCUGUACGUAUCGCUACUACACUGGAAAACCACUCUGGACGUUUGGAGAUGGUUUAUCCUACACUACAUUCAGCUAUAAUUGGAGCACGCCACAGUCACCACUCCUGUCGUCACAUCGUAGCUUUGAUGCAGCUGCAGUUGGUCGUCAAGAAGACAGCAUUGAAUACACAGUGGAUGUGACCAACACUGGCAAGAUGGACAGUGACGUGUCGGUACUUGGAUUCAUCACGGCGCAAGAACAGCCGGAUGCACCAUUGAAGGAGUUAUUUGACUUUGGCCGUGUCCAUCUUGCAGCUGGUGAAACAGCCACUGUUCAUUUGACGGUAGGUCCUCAAGAACUAGCUCUUGUGGAUGAGUAUGGUGUGGAGGCUAUCCGACCUGGUCGCUACAAGAUCCAGGUUGAGGAGCUGACAACAGACUUGGAAAUCACUGGCCGUGAACACGUGCUGUUUAACCUACCGGAAAUGAAGAGACGUCAUGAAGAAAAGAAUGGGUUAUAGUUAUCAGUAUCUCCAUGCGCCUACGUGAUCAUGCUGUGCAGGUCUUUGCUAAGAUCACUGUUGGUUUUCCAUCACUAAGUUUCAAAUCUUUGUGGUAUUCACUAUUACGUAUUAGAGCAUUUUCAUGUGUCUGCACAAAUUCCGAAGCAAGCUUGUUAAGGUCACUGUGGUGUCAUUCCAUCUUUAAUCGCUCUUCUGACGAAUUUGUCACUGAUGCAUGAAUUUGUCACUGAUGCAUGUAUUUAUUUUGCACACAUUAUAGUAUUGCCACUAGCUCUUCCUAAUUUUACUUUGUUGGAAAUUUACCUGUAUGGCUUUUCACGUCGCUAGCCCUGGCUUGUUGUACAAGGUCGAAUUUCCCAUUAUCACCUUUUAUACCUUUUAUAGUGAUACUGCACACCGGGAAACGUUUGCACCGGUUCUAGUUUGUGCUUUUCGAGCACUGAGACUAACUUUGCACCUGCAGAUGUUUGCGAUUGGAGUAAAUUUCAUUAUGCUUUUGUACUUGUACAUGCAUCAAGAGACUGAGUCAUGUUUAUGUUGUUGUUUUCUUUA